CAUCUAGAUAUUUGCAAGUAGUACACAAGAUAUUAUAUUCCUUUUUACAAUUCAAAAGAUUAUGUAAUAUGUGGAUGUGACAAUGUAAUGUGUGGCUACAACACUCAAAAAAUACGGGCACCUUACCACAUCUAUCCGCCAAAUUAUGGCAACAACAACUUGCUUCCCUCCUUUGACAAUCCAAAUACACCAACACCAAAAUCUUCCCACAUUCAAACUCAAAAUUCAACAACCAAAUCAUAAUCAAUUCACCAUUGAUGAAACUAAGCGAAUCCAUGCUCACUUUCUAAAAACCCACUUCAAUUAUUCUCAUGAAAUUCAUCCUACAAUUCCAUUAUAUUCAACCUCGGCUGCUCGAUAUAAUUUCCUCAUAACAUCUUAUAAUAAGAAUAAUCAACCAAAAUAUGCACUAAAUAUAUAUGCCCAAAUGAGAGAAAUGAACAUUGAAAUUGACAGUUUUUUUAGUUGCUUCUCUUCUAAAAUCUUGUGCACAGGUUGGUUGUGUUUUUCCUGGUAGAGAGAUUCAUGGGUUUGCUCUAAAAAAUGGGUUAGAUUUUGAUGUUUUUGUGGGGAAUACUUUGAUUCAAAUGUACUGUGAAUGUGGGUUUCUGAGUUCUGCACGGCUCGUGUUCGAAAAACUGAUGAAAAGAGAUGUUGUUUCUUGGAAUACAAUGAUUAGGGGAUAUGUUAAGCACAGGGUGUUUGAUGAAGCUCUGAGAAUGAUCAGAGAAAUGCAGUAUAAGUUAGUGAAGCCGAGUGAAAGUACGAUGAUUAGUAUUCUAAAGCUUCUGGCAGAUGUUGGGAACAAGGAGUUGACAAAGCCCAUGUUUGCUUAUGUGAUCAAGAAUAGCAACAUGAAUCAUUUAGGAGCUAAUUUGACUACUACUCUGAUAGAGAUGCAUGCUAAGAGUGGGAGUGUAGCUGUUGCGCGCUCCCUGUUUGAUAGACUAAACGAAAAGAAUGUCUACGCUUAUACAGCAAUGGUUGCAGGCUACAUUCGUUGCAAUGCUGUAGAGGAGGGUGUAAGACUUUUUGGGCAGAUGAUAGAAGAUGGGAUUUUACCAAAUGAAGUCACUCUGGUGAGUUUGAUUGCAGAAUGUGGAACAGAUGAGGCUUUGGACUUAGGAAAGCAGCUGCAUGGUUAUGUUAUCAGAAAUGGUUUUGUCAUGACUUUACCUCUGGCUACUUCUCUGUUAGAUAUGUAUGGUAAAUGUUGUGAAAUCAGUAGUGCACGGACGAUUUUUGAUAAAAUGGAGAGAAGGGAUAUUAUGACUUGGACAGUCCUCAUAUCAGCUUAUACUCGAGGUAAUUGCAUUGAAAAGGCGAUUGAUCUCCUUGUUCUAAUGAGAGAAAGCAGUAUAAAGCCUAACCAGGUAACUAUGGUUAGCCUAGUAUCAUUCUGUGCAGAAUCAGGUGCACUUGACUUGGGAAAGUGGAUUCACGCGUACAUAGAUAAGCAGAGGAUAAAUAGAGACAUAGUACUCAAUACUGCUCUUAUUGAUAUGUAUGCCAAAUGUGGUGAUAUAACUACAGCCUACAGGCUGUUUGAAGAAGCUACAAAUAGAGAUAUAUGCAUGUGGAACUGUAUGAUAUUGGGGUUCGGUAUGCAUGGUUUCGGUGAGAAAGCUUUAGAGCUCUUUACUAAAAUGGAAAAUUUGCAGAUCAAACCAAAUGAAAUUACAUUCAUCGGAUUGCUUAGUGCUUGUAGUCAUGCAGGUUUGGUAAAAGAAGGAAAGAGGGUUUUCGAGAAAAUGAAGAAUAAGUAUGGCUUGUUACCAAAGAUUGAGCACUAUGGUUGCAUGGUGGACCUUUUAGGGAGAGCAGGUUUGCUUCAUGAAGCAUAUGAUAUUGUACAAACCAUGCCAAUGAAACCUAAUGUAGUCGUAUGGGGUGCUCUACUCGCCGCUUGCAAGGUUCAUAAGGACCCAGACCUGGGGGAAUUAGCCUCUUUGAAGCUGCUUGAAAUCGAUCCUGAAAGCUGCGGUCAUAAUGUUCUCAUCUCCAAUAUCUAUGCAACAGAGAAGAGAUGGAAGAAUGUAGUGAGUGUGAGAAAAGCCAUGAAAAACAGAGGAAUGAAAAAGGAACCGGGAAUCAGUUGUAUCGAGGUAAAUGGUGCAGUGCAUGAGUUCACAACAGGAAUUCAGGCACACGCACAAUUUGGAGAAAUUGAUGAUAUGCUCAGGGAGAUGCUCUGCAAACUGGAGGCAGCUGGUUACAAGCCAGAUACUUCUGUAGUACUGCUUAACAUAGAAGAGAAAGAAAGAGAGAAGUCACUUAAGUAUCACAGUGAGAAGAUUGCCAUGGCUUUUGGCCUUAUUAACACAGCUCCCAGUACUCCUAUUCGGAUUGUAAAAAAUCUAAGGGUUUGUGACGACUGCCAUACUGCUACAAAACUCCUCUCCAAGAUCUAUAAGAGGACCAUCAUAGUUAGGGACCGUAUUCGCUUCCACCAUUUCUCAGAAGGAUCUUGUUCUUGUGGUGACUACUGGUAAUGCAUUACAAAAAGAAAUAGGGAAAGAU
Messenger RNA from Chenopodium quinoa (quinoa), 2520 nucleotides. Its product is annotated as pentatricopeptide repeat-containing protein At1g08070, chloroplastic-like. Gene Ontology annotation, molecular function: protein binding; RNA binding; zinc ion binding. Lineage: Eukaryota; Viridiplantae; Streptophyta; Magnoliopsida; Caryophyllales; Amaranthaceae. The transcript has a single exon. Bases 588 to 2492 code for a protein of 634 amino acids. The record is from RefSeq and is a predicted model, not a curated record. Gene Ontology annotation, biological process: RNA modification.